Mytilus californianus (California mussel) is the source of this 2778-nucleotide messenger RNA. Its product is annotated as toll-like receptor 4. Gene Ontology annotation, biological process: toll-like receptor signaling pathway; immune response; inflammatory response. The record is from RefSeq and is a predicted model, not a curated record. NCBI's taxonomy places the organism in Eukaryota, Metazoa, Mollusca, Bivalvia, Mytilida, Mytilidae. Gene Ontology annotation, cellular component: membrane. Gene Ontology annotation, molecular function: transmembrane signaling receptor activity. The transcript has a single exon. Bases 263 to 2755 code for a protein of 830 amino acids.
AUAUAUGAAUGUACGACUUUCUGAAUCCGUUGAUAAAUCACCAUCUUUACAAUGCAAACGUUUACAAAAAUGGAACUUCAGAGCCAUAGACAUUGAAGGAAAAAUAUGACUCUGAUCACCGAAAUAAAAGGACAUUAGCUGGGAAAUUCCGAGGUUUAUUGACACAGGAUAACUGUCUUAAUCAAUUAGAUCCGUUGAUAGUUUAAUAGAACCAAAAGUACUAAACAUUUAAUAUUACAUUCUCUGCCUUAUACCAGCUAUAAUGAAGGUUCUGAGGAUAGUCUACGUUGUGUCGAUAUUCCUCAUAAGUAAAAGUCUAUCUUCAAAGUGUACAACAACUAGAACCGGAAAUGAUGUGUUUACGGAUUGUCAUGGAAGGGCUUUCCGGAAUGUGCCUAGAAAUAUUCCUAACGAUACCACAUAUUUGGACAUGUCUGACAAUAAGUUGCCCAUUAUUUUAAACUUCUCAUUUUCCGGACUAAAACAUGUUUCUAGUUUGAAAUUAUUAUCCGCUCAGAUAUCAGUUAUCGAGUCAAAAGCGUUUUCUGGAUUAGUUAAACUGACUUCAUUGGACUUGAGCAAGAACUUUCUUGGUAUACAUUCUCUACCGGAUCAUGUAUUUGAUUCCUCGUCUGUUUUGAGGAUUUUAGAUUUAUCUCAGAACUACUUCCGUCAUUAUCCAGAGAAAGUUUUAGAAAAAUUAUCAAACUUAGAGAGAUUAUCAAUCAAUGGUAUUAACAACCAAAUUUUUGGGAACGGAUUUCGUUCUCUCCGUAAAUUAAUAUAUCUUAAUUUUGACCCGUGUAUAAUAACUAGGAUAGACAACAACACAUUCGAUGCUUUUAAGAAUAUACAACUGAAGGAACUGAUUCUUGAAUGUAAGAUAACGUAUGUGGAAGCAGGUGCUCUCAGCCCAUUUCAGUCAUUAGAAAGUCUCGAUAUUUCAAUGAACUUGCAUGUCAGGGUGUCUAAUCUUCUUGAAUUACUGAACGGUCUUAUGGACAGAAAUAUAACAUCAAUAAACUUUAGACACAAUUUCAGAACUUCCGCAGCUACUGACGUAUUGUUGGCGUCACAGUUUUCAAUGCUUGGAGCAGUCUGCGUGAAAGAAGUCGACUUGACUCGUAACCAAAUAAGUGUUAUACAGGCGGGAGGAAUACAUCUAAUGAAACAUAAACAUUGUCUAGAAAAACUUAUUCUUAAAGAAAAUGAAAUUUCUGGUGAACGAACUACUCUUCUAGAAAUGGCUCAACUGAUAAACUUACGCUGGUUGGAUAUAUCGAAUCAAGCCACGAUACUCGUCAAAACGAAAGUUAAGAAAAACAAAUAUUAUGGACGUCGUUUAGAUAUCACAGGUACAAAAUAUUCCUCUGGCCGAAUAACGUAUUACUUUCAAUUACCACAUAAUUUGCAAUAUCUCGAUAUAUCAUAUAUUGGUGUAAAAGGUACUGGUUUAAGUAAUAUAAAUUUAACAAAUGCUGAUAAACUUGAUAACAUGAAUCUAGCUGGUAAUAAAUUCAAACAUUGUCUUGGCCAUUUCUAUGGACUCCCACAUUUACAAACAAUUGACAUAUCGGAUUUUAAUUGUAGUUACCUUGAUCUCAAUAUGAUCAGUUUUAUGCCAAAUCUAAAAACACUGAUUAGCAGAAGAACACAUUUAAAUGUCGGAUUGCAAAAUGAUAUAAAUGGUGAUUUUUUAAAACAAUUAUUUGGGCUGAGACAUAUUGACUUCUCAGACAAUGGGUUUAUUACAUUCAAUCAAAACAUGUUCAUAUCGCAGUACCGUUCACUCAUUUCAUUAGACUUAUCAAAAAACAAGUUUUCCAAAUUCCCAAUUCAUAUCAGCAAAUUUUCAAAUUUGAUGAAAUUAAGUCUCGUGCAGAAUCAGAUUGCUCUUCUGCAGAAAUCUGAUAUGAACCAACUGGAGAACUACCAACGUGAGAAUAAUAUUAAAUUUGAGCUUCUUUUGAAUGACAACCAUUUCGUUUGCAAUUGUGAUUCGAUCGAUUUUGUGAAAUGGCUUCAGGAAACAAAAGUGACACUAGAUGAAAACCGUAACUACUCGUGUGUUUAUAUUGAUAACAGCCUAAAAUCAACAGUUUAUGCAUACAAACAUCUUGAAUUCAUCGAAAGUAAAUGUCUCAGUAAGACAUGGCUUAACAUAACGAUAAUCCUUGUGGUUGUUAUUCUUUUCAUUUUCACAUCAAGUUCCAUAGCAUACAAAUAUAGAAUAACUCUGCAUUUUUUGCACCUUCAUAUCCGCCGGAAGUACCGCCAUUACACAGCACUGGAAGGAGAUUCUAAAGAGUACAAGUAUAAUGCAUUUGUUGCUUAUUGUAAUGAAGACGAAGAAUGGGUUUGUGGGCCUCUCGUUAAUUAUUUGGAAAAGACAAAUGGUUUGGCGUUAUGUUUACACGAUAGAGAUUUUGCAGCUGGGAAGCUUAUUAUGGAUAAUAUCAUAGACGCCAUUUUUGAAAGCAAAAAAGUAGUUCUUGUUAUCAGUCAUGAAUUCUUGAAAAGUUCAUGGUGCGAGUUUGAACUUGAUAUGGCGAGGAUGAAAAUGUUUCAAGACAACAGAGAUAUGUUGGUCGUUGUCCUGUUGGACAAACUUUCUACAUCACAAAUGCCAAUCUCUUUACAGAGAAUUUGGAACAAAGUGACUUGUUUAGAAGUUGACGAAACAAUUUGUACAAAUCAAAAUGACAAUUUUGAACAUUUAUUUUGGAAAAGAUUAUAUGAAGCAGUCGUAAUGUAAAAUAAAAUCUAAUAAAAAGUUAA